This is a messenger RNA of Phycodurus eques (leafy seadragon), 10458 nucleotides long. It is a transcript of the gene gatad2b, whose product is annotated as GATA zinc finger domain containing 2B. Gene Ontology annotation, cellular component: NuRD complex. Gene Ontology annotation, biological process: negative regulation of transcription by RNA polymerase II. The record is from RefSeq and is a predicted model, not a curated record. Bases 97 to 2055 code for a protein of 652 amino acids. Gene Ontology annotation, molecular function: sequence-specific DNA binding; zinc ion binding. The transcript has 11 exons. Lineage: Eukaryota; Metazoa; Chordata; Actinopteri; Syngnathiformes; Syngnathidae.
GGUGCCGGGGACUGGUGGUGAGUAUCCGCUGCAGCGCGUCAGGACGGGACCGUGAACCCGGAGACGGUACACAGCGAGGCGAAAGCAAGACACAGGAUGGAGCAGAUGUCUGAGGAGGCGCUAAGGCUGAACUUGCUGAAGCGAGGUCUGGAAUCGCCCAACGAACGAGAGGAGGCUUUGGCCAAACGCCUCAAAAUGGAGGGCCACGAGGCCAUGGAGCGCCUGAAGAUGUUGGCGCUGCUAAAACGCAAAGAUCUCGCUGACCUGGCGGCCCUGGAGGUCGCCGGCCCUCUAGGAGACGGAAAGGGCCCCGGCGCGAGCUCGCUCCAUCAUCAGAGCCUAAUGGGUGCUGCUUACGAAGAGAAACUAAAUGGGAGUCUGAGACUGGGAGGACAUGGCGGCCAUGUUGGACCUAGUAAGAAUGGGAAGGAGAACAUUCUGGAUGAGCCGGUGGACAUGAGCGCAGGACGGAGAUGUGACACAGACCACGAUAGGCGUACUCCGUCUCCAGACGUGAUCAUUCUGUCAGACAAUGAGGCCUCCAGUCCCAGAGCAACACCUCGCCCCGAAGAGCGCCUGAACCAUGCAAACCUGGACAUGUUCAAGGGUAAGAGCGGGGAGGAGAGGCAGCAGAUGAUCAAAGCUCUGAGAGAGGAGCUGCGUUUGGAGGAGGCUCGCCUGGUGCUGCUCAAGAAGCUCCGGCAGAGUCAAAUGCAGAAGGAGAAUGUGGUGCAGAAGGUAUCGGUGGUCCAGAAUGCUGCCUCUUCUGGGCAGCCACCUUCCAUGCACGGCUCCCCUGGACUGGGGAAGCUUCCGGUUCGGCCAGGCAUGCACAACCCGGAGCCCCAGAACCUCCGGACUCCACAGGGUCACACAGUCAUCAGGUCAGGGGCCAACGCCAACCUCCCGCCCAUGCUCAUGUCCCAGCGGGUGAUAGCCCCCAACCCUGCCACAUUAUUGCAAGGCCAGCGGCUCUCCAAACCUGGCAUGGGUCGCUCCAGCAUGGGCAACGCCGUAAGCUACCAGCAGGCCAGCCAGCAGGUGGCAGCAUCCCAGCGAUCAGGCUCCAGUGCCAUGUACAUGAACCUUGCCCACAUGCAAGCAGCGGCAGCAGCAGGUGCCAGCGGGGUGGCGGGCAGCCUGGGCGGAACCUCGGCCGUCAGCCCAUCCACUCUAUCCGGCUCGGCCAGCGGAGGCGUGAACUCCAUGGCGGACCAAGCCAGCAGCCAGGCUGCCGCCAAGCUUGCCCUGAGGAAGCAGCUGGAGAAAACGCUGCUGGAGAUCCCCCCACCCAAACCCCCUGCCCCCCUCCUCCACUUCCUGCCGUCGGCCGCUAACAGCGAGUUCAUCUACAUGGUGGGCCUGGAGGAGGUGGUGCAGAGCGUCCUCGACAGUCAGGGUAAACUGCGAGGCACGCUUUCCCGCAUGGAGCCUUUCUUCUGUGCCCAGUGCAGAACUGAUUUCACCCCCCACUGGAAGCAGGAGAAGAGUGGGCGAAUCCUGUGUGAGCAGUGCAUGAUGUCCAAUCAGAAAAAAGCUCUCAAGGCAGAGCACACUAACAGGCUGAAGAAUGCCUUCGUGAAGGCCCUGCAGCAGGAGCAGGAGAUUGAACAGAGGCUGCAACAGGCGGCCCUCUCACCCAGCUCGGCGCCCAGCGGCCCAAACGCCUCCAAGACAGACUCCCUGAUCCGACAUCAUGCUCUGCGCCAGGCUCCUCAACCUCAGGCCUCGAUGCAGAGAGGUCUGUCCAACUCUGCGCGGGGUGUCCUGUCUAACUUUGCCCAGGCCUCUCAGCUGUCAGUGGCCAGCAGCCUCAUGGGGAUGAGCGGUGCAAAGCACUGUGGCAGCAGUGGAGGCGGAAGCAGUAGCAGCAGCAGACUGCAGCAUGAUAGCCGUCGCCAGAUCUACAACAUCCCAGGGUUAAAUAUCGCCUAUCUGAACCCAGCGGCAGUCGGCGCCCAUAAGAGCUCCAGCUUAGCAGACCGGCAGAGAGAGUACCUGUUGGACAUGAUCCCACCCCGAUCCAUAUCGCAGUCCAUCACCGGACAGAAAUGAGCCCUGAACAGCCGUACGGCCCAUCUGAAGACACCCCGCCCUGGGCCCUAUUGUCCUUCCCCACAUCAAAGCACUCCACGAUCAGCCAAUAUUUCCCCCUCUGCCCCAAGGCCCCACCCAUCGCAUGCAGUGCCUGUCCAUGUGCCUACCUUAAACUGACCCAUUUAAAACCCGCCAAGUCACGGAAAGACAAUAAAAUGUCAGCGCAUCUCAAAUUUAAUUAGCAUUGUUCAUAAUUGUAAUUCCCAUUAUUACCGCACUAUUUUAAAUGCACCUACCUUUUUUUUCCCUCUGUUACUAUUACUUAUUAUCCUUUCUAAGUAUAAUUUUGUUUCUCUGCUGUCAUUCCUUUACCUAAGGAAGUGACGGUUAAAUCAUUGUCGGGUCACUUUAGAUUUUUUUUAUCAUAUAGGUGUUUUUUGUUGUUUUUUUUCAUUAUUGCUCCUCUCAUAUAAAGCUUAGAUUGGAGUAUUGCUAGUAACAGAUGAUCAACAGCGUGCAUUCUGGUUACUAUGCAACUUUCAAGCUUCAUAAUAAAUGCGAUAUGGAAGUUUCAAAGCUGAAUACUGAUCCGGACUAUAAUAUUUAGUUCGAUAACUGCUCUGCUUGUUCUUCAAAAGAAGAUAAUGAGCUUGCUCUUAAAAGAGUAGUCUGUUGGGGGCACAUGACACUGAGGGCAGAGCAUCCACAUUGUCAUCAUCUCAUCAAAGUGACACAGUUAAGGGCAUCCCAAGUAUUAAAUUCCCUCCGCCAUCAAUGCUAAUGAAUGGGAGAUGACUGACAGAAGGGUGCUGGCAUCUCAGAAAGAGAAUCCUGUGAGAUCAAACAUUUUCCUUUGCUCGUCGGCUCCCGCCAUUACGCCCAUCAAGCUUCACCGCUUUGCUCAUUUCCGAGGUCCGCGGCUGUCUCCUACUCCAGAUAUCUCUCUCCUCUUACAUAAUGGAUGUACGCGCGACAGUAGUUCUACGAAUCAGGACUGAGCAAUGCAGCUCCAGCAGAACAAUGCACACACCAGAGGAGGAGCGAGCUGUCAGGUUUGGGAGCUUUGCAACUCUACCAGAGGAAAUCACCAACAAACUCAUCCAGAAUUCAGGAGGAGGAACGAGGCUUAACAAAGCAGAUGCGAUGACCCUCCUGCUUCCAUCCUUCCAACCCCACCACCCUUAACUACCUUUGGUUAUGCACAGACUGGACCCUUUCUACCCAGCAGCUCGUCUUUCACAUCACAUGUUCUUUCAAUGUGAAAAGGACUCCACUCUUGAAGGUGGAAGCACAAUUUGUGCACCCAGACCAGAUUCAGUACUUACAAACCUUGAAUUCUGGUUCAUUUGUUGUUAGGUUUGGGACUAUAUUUUCUGAUUCUUAGCCCCCGCUAUCCCAAACCUAGCCCCACCCACACCCCCGCCCCAAUACCCCCCCCCCUUAUUGUUUUUUUUGGUUUGUUUGUUUGGUUUUUUUUUGGUUUGUUUUUUUGCGGCGUCUCCUCUUGAAACGUUGGCGGACCUGAGAGGUAUUAGCCUUCGGGAGACGAUAAUAAUCAACAAAGCUAAAAACAAAAAAAAAAUAUCUGAAAGGAUUAUGUAUAGAUACCUAGCAUCAGAGGGCGAAAACAAAGGAUGUGGAUUAUAUCUUUUAUGGGAGAGACAUGGAUCAAUCAUUGUGUGCAUGUUGUGCGCACAAGUUGCCUCACUCCAGAGGAGCACUUUGCAUAUUUCCAAUUGGAAAAAAAAAACAAAAAACAAAAAAAACGUUUUUUUUUACAAAAAAAAAAAAAAAAAAAAAAAGAGGAAAAGAAUGUUACAAUUAAGAGUCUCUUAAGGUCUAGAAGCUGGCUUAGGGCCUAUCGGAGAGUCACAGGUUUUAUGGUUUACUUCUAAUGUUCUUUGGCAGUGUUGCUCUUAGAAUGUUGGAACUCACGUUGCAUGUCGCUGCUCCCUGUUGCGGUGUGGUAGACCCAGCCUACGAGGACGCUACUUUAGGCUAAGGUAGAAGCAUGAGUACACUCGCCUGAAUUUGUCCAUCCAAGUCUAAACCCAUGGUCUUUGAACCAAAGCAUAUCCUGCAUAAGAACUGAUAGGGAAUCUGAUGGUAUCAGGAAGGAUUAGCGUGAUUAGAUUGCAAAAAAGCUCGAGUCUGGCUCAUGAGAAUCCCCACAGUGUCUCUUUUGCGCUGCACAAUACCGACUCGACUCAGCUGUACUUUGCUCUACUUGACUCUGUUUGAAGCAGUCAGUUUCCCCGUGUCAAAAUUGUACAGUGCUUUAUAUCAGUAUCUCUUUGGCAGGCUUGGAUCCCCAAAUGCCAAGAUACUAGAAACCUCAAAUUACCUGGUAGUUCCUGGUUUUGACAGUUGAAAUGCAUCAAUCACGAGUAUAGCCAUCUUGAGCCAUUAGUAUGCCAUGCUGUGGAAAAGGGGCCAUACCUGGUCAGGUUAUAUUAGUGCAAUCAUUUCAGGAACAAAUGGGACAACGCGCAAAAGUUUGAUUUCCUUUUUCCUCAUUGUUUCAAUGUUCAUUUUUACAUGUUCAAAUCCAUCUCCAUACACUUUCAUACGUUUGACAUGUAGUUGAGCUUGUGCCACACCACAUUGCGAUAAAAGCUGUGUCCCGCAUCAGGAGCUGUCUUUCGGAAGCUGCUUUUAAAGUAUAAAAAUGUGAUGACGACCAUUGAAGCAGAAUUGGAACAUAUUGCAAUGCGGUCCUGUUUUGUCGACAAUAAGUUUGUCCAAAUUCGGUAGGUCUUUCAAAUUUUUUGACAUUUAGUUUUUUCUUUUUUUUUUUUUCUUCUUUUUUUUAUACAGCUAUCCUUAUUCCAAGAGUCUAUGCUAUAAAGUAUUUCAAUAGAGCUGUACAAAGAAAGCGAGUGAAUUUCACUUUAAAAUGUAUUCGAGUUGUAGUCAUCUGAUAUCACCCAUAUUUCACCUCAUAUUUACACUCUUUACACCUUAACUUUUUUUUCUUAUUUUACGAUCCAGUCAGGCCAACGGUACCAUCUAAAGAAUGCUCUUAGAAUAUGAUAAGCACGUUGUUGGUCACUUGCGUAAUUACUUGGUCUCCAAGCUUUGGGAGUUGCUGAAAAUCUUUUAUGUCGGCAUAUAAUUAAUAUAAUGUGUACUAACUGCUCUCUAAAAGGAGUAGGUAGAACCUUGUGUACAGUAGCAUUUCAAUCAGUGUUCAGACAGUGCAGUAUUAUUCUUGGAAUACAAUUAUUGAAGGAGGUUGAGUAGUGGAUUAAGCAUCCGGGGAAUGAGACUGUUCUCAGUAUGGCCCGACAGCAUUUCACUAAAAACAAACAAGAGGUCUAAGGUUUUGUGAUCUGAGUUAUGAAAGGAAGCUAAUGUUUGACAACAAAAUGUGACUUGAAAUUGAUUAUAUUUGGCAAGAUCCCAUGAAUAAAUCCUGAAUACUGAGACAUUGCUGAACUUGUACCACAGUGUUACUUCAGGCCAGAGGAGAUGUGACAAUUGAUAGUGGAAUAGUUAGCUUGUUGACUAUCUCACCUUACUUCUGAGAAUAUGGGGAGGCCUCGUUUCCAUCAAGCAGCAGUAUACCUCUAUUAUGAACGGUACACAUUUUUUUUUUUUCAAAAGGCUUUAUGGAGGUACCAAAGCAACAUCUGUACCAUAGCGUGUUUUGGUACCCUACCAACCACACUGGUAUGGUACCUUAAAGGGUGGCGCUAGACAUGCUGAAGUCAGUGAGAAUGGUCACUUUAGUGGGGGAAAGAAGAGCAAACACGAAAUGCUGGAUGUCCUCCAUUGUUUUGUUUACUGUUGCCGUUCAUUACAUUAUUAGGUUACAUUCUGUUUGCACUGACAUACUAUCAACAUCCCUUGUGGCAAGCUAAACUCAAAUGAAACACUUGUUAGAAACUCACCCUGCGUUCAUUUUAGACAAGUACUUGGGCUGUGUUCACAUUCGUAAUGGAUUCUCUGGUCUGGACCGAAAAUGAAAAAUAUACAUGGUGCAUCACCAUUGGUCCUCAGUUUUUGUCGUUAGCCCAAAGGUUGCCCAGUAAGGAUACAUACUGUAUGAAGUGGUGACCUAGUUUAACAAAAUUCAAACUUCCAAAACAAUAUUACUUGAUCAUAAAUCUUCAGCCUGCUAUUGGCUGGAGACAAGUCCAUGGGUGGAGAUCGCCUCUGGCCCAAAGUCGGUUGCAAUAAGCUCCAGCUCACCCAUUAAACCUAAUGAUGACUAGCUUCAUAGAAAAUGGAUAGAUGUACAGUAAAAGCAUCAAGUGUUCCUUUGUUGCGCAUACACACAGCAUUUCUGAGGCCUGAACUAAACGCGUAACAGUUUUCUGGCUUACCUGUGCUUUACACUGCUUACACUUACACUGUGCUUCCACUUUUGCCUUUGGUACGUGUUGCAUUGAAAUUCCAGAACAAGCCCAAAUUGCACCAUCUUUUUGCUCUCGUCAGUCAAAUUCCUUUGUUUGGUGCACUUGCUGUUCAAAAUUGAUUGAAUAAACCAAACUAUUAAGGUUUAUCAUAACAGAGUGCAUUUUAACCCAACUAAACCUGUCAAGUGUGAACACACCCUUAAGUGUUUGUUGUCGUCCUUUCAUGACAUACACUGAUUUAUGCCGUCAUGUCUCAACUCAUCUUCCAAGGUGAGCUUCACGACCACACUCAGAGGUACUAAACUAGCAUAUAGUUUUAGCACUUAAUCUGUUUGCAUCUUUUGGCUUUAAAGCAAGUCUAAGUCUUGGUGAAUCUUAAUUGGACGAAUAUAAACCACAGCACUUCGUUUUGAUGAGUGUAUGCAGCGUCUCGCAGUCACAUUGCUGCCUGUCGUUUGAGCUAGCCACUCACUGCCAAGUGGUAGCAGUUUAAGAAACAGUACUUUCAAAGCAAUGUUAAACGAGCUAAAUGUUUCUUACUUAAUCUAAAUUUGAAGAAUUUAACGCAGAGCACUUUGAUUUCAUGUAUGCAGCGCUCCACAGUCACGUAGCCACCUUUUAUUUGAGCUAGCAACUCAUACGCGAGUGCUAGCAGAUUUAGCUGAGCUAAGUAGGAAAACAAUACUUUAAAACCAUUUUUAUAAAUAACUAAUUUAUUCUUGUUGAAGCUAAAUUGGAAGACUUAAAGCCGCAGCAAAUACCUUUGAGUGUAUGCAGCAGUUCACCGUCACAAGGCCACCUUUCAUUUGAGCUAGCAACUCAGCUGAUUUAGCCAAGCCAAAUAGUAAAAGAAUGCUUUCAAACCAUUGUUAUAGAGAAAUUAUUCUCUUUAAAGAUACAUUGGAAGACUAUAACCCACAGCACUUAGUUCUGAUGAGUCAUGUAUCCCUUUCAUUUUGCCUAGCAGCUCUAAGGCGAGUGCUAGCGGUUUAAACCAAGCUAAGUAGUAAAACUACACUUUCGAACUAUUGUUCUAAAGAACUAAUUUAUACUAGUUGAAGCUAAAUUGGAAGACUAUAAGCCUCAGCAUAUAGUUUUGAUGAGUGUAUACCAUAUUUCAUUUGAGCUAGCUAUUCAUAGCCAUCUGUUAGCGGUUUAAGCUAAGCAAAAUAGUUAAACUAUACUUUCAAACUAUUGUUCUAAAGAACUAAUUUAUUCUUCUUGAAGCUAAAUUGGAAGACUAUAAGCCACAGCGCAUUGUUUUUAAUGAGUGUAUACAGCGCUCCACAAUCAUGUAGCCACCUUUUAUAUGAGCGCAGCUUACAUCCAUGUGCUGGUGCAAACUAGCGGUUGAAGCUAAGUUAGCAACUAAGUUCACCGCUUUUCCCACUCAUUUGAUGUCAACCUGUUCAGCAGGCAUGUAUUUUGUUAAGUGGACACAAAAAUAAUUAAGUUCAUGUUGAGCUAACGAAACUGAGUUUUAGUGCAACAGCCUGUUUAGCUGCCUCAGCCUUGAGAUAACUCCACAGUGUCUACUAGGGAUGGGCAUUUGACAAAUUUUGUUUUAUUUUUUUCCUUUCGGAAAAUUACAAAUGAGUGAACUGAUUUUUAAAAAAUAUUUUUAUAUUUAUUUUAGAUGGCAGAAAAUAUAAAGAAAAGUGUUUUUUUUGUUUUAUUUCAUUAUCAUAUUUAUUUUCACAAUUGUUUUAAAAUUUAAAGCCAUUCAUAACUGUCAAGUUCUUUUUCUUCAAACCACAAACUUGUUGAAACUGAGUAAACAGUGCCUCUGCUGGUUGCACCCAAGUAGUGCACUCUAUUUUUCAGCCGUAAUCAUCAAUGUGCAUAAUUGUUAAUGAUUGAUGAAUUAACUAAUCCAUCAUUAUGCCCAUCCCUAUCUUCUACACAUUUGCAUUAUUCUUCAUGCAUCAUUAUGGCUGCCAGUAGCUUUGUGAGUGGUUCUCCAGUCAAAUUGUAACAUGAAGGCGGGGUGAUGAUGAUGAUGAUGAUGAUGAUGAUGAUGAUGAUGAUGCUUGAACAAUCCAGGCCGUGACUGGGUCACAGCAUUCGAGCGAGAGGAAAGUCUUAGGCCAAGACUCUGAAACUACCUAAAAGAAGAGAUGUAAACUAAAGUUUACACUUGGACAAAAUUCAUUUUAAUUUAGUCAAAGAAAAGAAAUCAAUUUUCCCUUUAUCUGAAUAGUUUACCAGAUAUAUUUUCCUGAUUUAUUUUAUUUAUUUAUUUUUUUUUUUUGUCGGGGGUGAAUUUUUAAUAACCGCUCGCCAUUUCGUUUUAAAAUGGUCAUGCAUCUCCUUUUUGCUGUCAAGCUGAAGUUAAUACUGAAAAAAAGCUCCUGUCUCUCUCUCUCUCUCUCUCUCUCUCUCUCUCUCUCUCUUGCUAUCUAUCGCUCUCUCUCUCUCGCUCGCUCUGUCUCUCUCGCUCUUGCUGUCUCUCUCUCUAGCUUUCUCUGUUUCCAUCCACACCUUUGUAUUUUGAAUGUCAUUUUUUUUCCCCUCAAAAAGUCUUCUUUUUAUUUCUGGCGACUGAAUUCCUCUCCUGAGUUUACUUUCUAUUGCAGUUUAAAAAAAAUAAUAAACAAAUGUAUUGACUAUGAGAUAAAUUACAAUAUUUGCUAGGUUUGAAGUAAUAAUGACUUAUUGUACAUAAGCAUUUUCCUCCCUUGUACUGAAAAAAAAAAUAAAUGGUUGUAUAUUGUGUAGAAAAGCAAACAAAAAGCCAUGAAUAUUGUGAAGCUUGUCAUUUCGUUUUGUGAUCACUGUGUAUUAUUGUGUAACAAAUGUGCAAAAUGUUUGGGAUUCUUUUUUUAUUUUAAUUUUUUCCCUCCCAACUUUUUCCUCUGCUUCUUAAAAUGGACUCCCUGGGUGCAUUUGAUUUGGUUUUUAGACUCCAGUUACCAAGAAAGUGCUCAAUGGUUCAGCGUCACACAGUGCACGCUGUUUUCCUUUUUUAUUAUUAUUAUUAUCAUUGUUCGUGGGGCAGCAAUACUUGAAAUAAUAAUCAUUUGUUUCAUACUAAAUUGUUCGUUAACUUGCUUUAGAUAAAAGCACUUUAGUUUGGACAACACAGUAGUACUCAAGUAACGGGUCAUUUCAAGACACGAAUGUUGUGUUUGGAUCUUUGCAACAAAUCAUGUUUAUCUUUGAGCACUCCUGCAUGUCCGUGUAUUCAAGCGAACAUCUUUAUGAAUUUGAUUUCAUUAAAAAAAUGCUUUUUCAGAACUGACCAACCUGAUGCAAUAACAUUGAAAUUUGUACUAUUUUGUGUCUUCUAUAAAGCUUGUUUGCUGUCUAAAAAGAUAGACACCUAUUAUACGUGCUUUAUAACACCUUUUGUUGUAGUAGGAAACAUUAAAAAAAAAAUUUUAAUUUUGUUGCCUUUUUUAAUCCCUUUUAAUAAAACAAAACAGCCAAAAUUCUUCCUUUUAAAAAGGCAAAAAAAUGGAAAAGAUUUGUAGUAAAUGUGCCAAAGCACCCUAAUAUGAACCUGCUGGCUUUAAAUAUUGCUGCCAACGCUUAAGACAUUGUUUUCACUUGCAUAAAGACGUUUGCACGAUAGCCAGCCAUGCAUGGAGUCUGUGCUAAAAUGUGCAUCAAAUUCCAUCUCUGCGCUUUUAUAAUUGACCCGACUUUAAACCCAUGUUCACCGUUACUGCCAACCCCAGCGAUUGGCUUUCUCUUCUGGUAUUGUCAUUGUCAAUAUUUGGUUGCAAAGUCAUUUUUUAUUCACUUUCAAGCAUUUGCAUCAUCUUUGCAUUGCCGCCAAACAUCUGGGGAAGCAAGACACAAAUGAUGAAAUGAAGCAGAGACUAAUUUACGUCCUUUUUUGUUGUUGUUUGUUUGCUUACAUCAAUCCUGACCUUUUGCACAUACUUGAUAUUUAACGGUCUUCAAAAAAAAGUCAAUGAAAAUAAUGCUGUUUGAAUACUGCCAGUUGAUUGACAAUUAUGCAUUGAUUGAAAAAAAUAAGCUAAUUUUGGAGGAAAUAACUUUGUAAUAUUUAUCUUGCAAGCUAUGUUUAAUAAAGGUUGAAACAAUUUGCUUC